This is a messenger RNA of Triticum turgidum subsp. durum (durum wheat), 780 nucleotides long. NCBI's taxonomy places the organism in Eukaryota, Viridiplantae, Streptophyta, Magnoliopsida, Poales, Poaceae. The record is from the annotation of a GenBank genome assembly.
AUGGCGGCGAGCGAGGCCCGACCGUGCCGACGCUGCUACCUGCUGCUUUGCUGCCUCCUCCAUCGCUGCUGCUAUUUAUUAUGUCGACUUGUUAGAUCUGUAUUGUCGUUGAUCUCCAUGUUUUCCUCUGGUGUUCGUCUUAUCCCAGGGUCUCAGCGAGAUGAGGGCGUCCUCUUCGUCCGCUACGCCGGCGGCUCGCUUCCAUGUUGCAGUACUACUCGUCUGGACGUUUCGUUUUUUCCAUUCACAAAUCACACGGACUCGCGUUACGAUUUGAACCCUCGAUUCUCGCCGACGCCCGCCGCUCCCGCCCCUACCCCCGGCUCCUCGGCGGCUCCUCCGCGCCCGCCAUAUCGCGCCGUCCUUCCCCGCAAGGUCCUCCGCCCGGCAGGCACGGACGUGGACCUCGGCGCAGUCCGGCCGCACCGCGUGGACGAGGGUUGCGCCGGCAAGGAGGACAUCGCCAUCUACCAGGGCCGGGGGACGACGCUGCCGAGCGGGGUGCCGGCGUACACGGUGGACGUGAUGAACCGGUGCUCAGGCGGCGACGGCGACUGCGCGAUCGCUGGCAUCCAUGUGCGGUGCGGCUGGUUCAGCUCCGUCAGCCUGGUGGACCCGCGCAAGUUCCGGCGGCUCGCGCGCGACGACUGCCUCCUCAACGACGGCCAGCCACUCCUCGCCGGCGAGACCAUCUCGUUCGAGUACUCCAACUCGUUCCCCUACCAGCUCUCCGUCGCCGUCGCCACCUGCGUCGACCCGGCCGCGGCCACCUCCCCCUAG